Messenger RNA from Eleginops maclovinus (Patagonian blennie), 2487 nucleotides. Its product is annotated as von Willebrand factor C domain-containing protein 2-like. The record is from RefSeq and is a predicted model, not a curated record. Gene Ontology annotation, cellular component: AMPA glutamate receptor complex. Gene Ontology annotation, molecular function: protein binding. Gene Ontology annotation, biological process: negative regulation of BMP signaling pathway. The coding region runs from base 1 to 786 and encodes 261 amino acids. The transcript is spliced from 3 exons. NCBI's taxonomy places the organism in Eukaryota, Metazoa, Chordata, Actinopteri, Perciformes, Eleginopidae.
AUGUAUGGUGGGAGGAAAGCUGACCGGACUCUUCUCUCAACGGGGCUCAGUGUCCAUAUCCCGUUCAACAUGCUCCGCGCCCUCAGUUGUCUCUGCCUCGCGCUCGCCUUGCUCCUGCCGCACGCGGUGGCGGAGUACUCUUCCAGAAGCGACCUGGACUACGAGUUCGGGGACUACCGGGGCCGGUGGUGCAUCGACGACCACGGGUUUGUUUACGGGAUCGGAGAGGUGUAUUACCCGAGCUCCACGGCGUGUCCGUGCACGUGCACCGUGGACGGUCCAGUGUGCGUCCGACCCAAGUGUCCGCGAAUUCACCCACGGUGCACGCGGAUGACUUAUAGGGCAUGCUGUCCGGUGUGCGAGGCAAUGGCGAGAGUCUGUAUCUACGGGGGCAAAACGUACCGGCUCCUAGAGGAGUUCAGGUUGUCGAGGUGUGAGCGAUGUCGUUGCCAGGCCAACAGAGAAGUGUACUGCAGCAUUUCGGACUGCCCAGCCCCUCACUGCGUAGACCCCACGUAUGAACCCAACCACUGCUGCCCCAUCUGUAAGACUGGUCCUAACUGCUUUGCAGGGGCCAGGGUGAUCCCAGCGGGGGAGCGCGUGAACAUAGACCAGCGGACGGUGUGCUACUGCACCUACCGGGACGGGACAUGGCACACACACCCCCAGGCCACCUGUGAGCAACACCCCAAGCCCAGCCCGACAUCCAGCAACCCCACCGAGCCCCCCAGAGACGAGGAGCCUGGGGGGAGGAGGUUUAUUCCAAGACUUGGUGUGAUUCCAUGAAGUUGAUUGUUAAUAACAUUAUCUAUCAGGACAGCCUAACCAGGGCCCAAUACAUCCUCACUCAAUCUGCACAUUAAUGUACAUUAAUACUGCCAAUACAAUUAUUUAAGAACUGACAGAAAUGUGGGGAAGUCCGCAGGGAGGAGGGCUUUAAGGAUAAAGAAGGCAUUUGCGAAAGGGGGGCGAAAAGUUGCUAGCAUCCAAAAAAGAAAUUAUUUUUCAAACAUUUGGACACCUGGUAGUUUUGUCAGAUUGGUAACAAUUUCGAUUUUUUAUCAGAUUAGGUUUCUUUUCUGUUUGUAUCGUCAAAACACCCGAUAUCUUUUGGAAAAGUAUCAAAAAUGUGUUUGAAAAAUAUGUGCAUCAAUUUUCUCAUGGAAAAUCAGACAUUGUUUGUUAAGCCCAACCCUGCUUAGUACCUAGGGUGGCUUGAUGCUGCGCUGGACGCCGGACAGGGCAUUGAAAAGCUGGACUGUCCGGCCUAAAGCCGGACGUCUGGCCACCCUACCUGGUCACCCUAUUAGUACCUGUUUCUUUAUUCUGUGUAAGUUUAGAUGAAAUGAACCUCAGAUUUUUAGACAGACUUAGACAAAAGAAAGCCUCUCAUUUCCAGCCGAUGAAACAUCCAUUUUGCCAGCAAUGAAUAAAAAACGGUCCUAGCCGAUUUUAGCAGCGUUUGCUAGCUAGCUUACCAAUUUAGCAUUAACAACUAUUUUGUGUUGACAGCUGUCCAGCAUUUUUAAACUGAGAACCAGUGUUCUGAAAAUGUAACUGAAAGAUACACAUUUAAUACUGUGCUAAAAUACUAAUGAUAAAAAGAGUGUCAAAUCAGCCCAAAUAUUAUACAGAUCAGGAAAGCUGUUGAGCUGCUGUUAGCCUAAACUUUGAAAGAGCAUCUAGCUUUAAAAAGUGGGGGGGAACCCAUGUUAGAAAUGACCUGGCUUUGGGGGGGGAACAGAUUUUUAUUUUUAAUUUACAUUGCUCUGUUGUCCUACAUAAUACACUUGAGUAUUACUAUUUAUUUUAUUUAGUUGCAUUGCAUUUUAUAUUGGGGUAAUCUAAAAGGGAUGGAACCUUGUCAGGUUACAAUUACUUGUUAUACUUGAAAUGUAAUCAGUAGCUGAAUCCAUUCUUUUUUUAAAGUAAUCUGUUAGUCGUAUACAUUUUUACAUAUCUUUGUGAAUGUAUGUAGUUUGACAUUCAACCUUGGAAUUCAUGCUCAGUUUAGUGUCAUUCAUUGCAUGUGAAGCUAUGAGACAGAGCAGUUACAAUGACAAGGGGAGGUCAUUGACACACUGCUGUGAAGGAAAUCAAAUUACUUCUGAGGUUAUCCCCCCCUGCAUAUGGGGAAAUCUACAAUCCUGCCUCAUGAAGCCAACCAUCACUCCCAGGGGGAAAUGGCUGCAGUGAUGGGUGUGUGAGGAAUGCAUUUGUGAUGUACAGUAAGCUAAGAGGGGCUGCAUGGAAGUGUUGGUGGUGCAGAUGGUAGCCCGCUGCUUUCCUUCUGGAAGCACAGCAAGUAGGCCCCACACACACUUACAGAGCAGAGUGAUUGCAAGCUAACAAAUACAUUUGCAUACUACCUGUAUUAACAGAUGGUAUGUGUAACAGCACAAAUUCAUGCCAGGACAUGUUAACAUUUCCUGUUAAUCUCAGUGUGUGAUAAUUGUAUAUCUGUAUAUAAGAUCUCUAUGCACUUUG